Messenger RNA from Megachile rotundata (alfalfa leafcutting bee), 3576 nucleotides. RefSeq names its product putative sodium-coupled neutral amino acid transporter 10. NCBI's taxonomy places the organism in Eukaryota, Metazoa, Arthropoda, Insecta, Hymenoptera, Megachilidae. Gene Ontology annotation, cellular component: membrane. Gene Ontology annotation, molecular function: L-amino acid transmembrane transporter activity. The record is from RefSeq and is a predicted model, not a curated record. Gene Ontology annotation, biological process: amino acid transmembrane transport.
UAUGGAAAUUAAUAGAAUAUUUUUUUUUGUCGAAUCAAAAUGGUUACAGUCUCAAGAAACCAAGUGGACAAUAAAGGGUUUCUUCUGACUACCUACAUCUGUAAAAAAUAAUGUGACGUUUAACCAAAAUGUGACAUUCAAAUCGUAAUAAUGAUACGUUCAAUAUGAUAACAAAUUAUACUAUUCAUUUUACACGUAAUAUAUAGUCUGGUAUGCAAACAAAUCACAAUCCUAACCUCGUUAUCACGACAGCUUAUGUUUUGAACAUAAUGCACAAUUAUUAUUUAUAAACAAUGUGAAGUUUCAAAGGUUCUGUAACGUAAAGCAACAUUCUUAUUUGGUGAAAUAACAAAUUCGGAAAAGGAAAAUCUGACAAUCAAUCGAACCAAAGGUUUUGAACAUUUCAAGAGUUAAUCCAUAUUAUACCUAAUUUAUUGUAUACAUUGGAAAACACCGUUUGUUGCAAUAAUUGUUAAAAUGAUUUCACAAUUAUCAUAUGUUAUGACCCUUGCGAACAGCAUUAUUGGAGUAAGCGUUCUAGCAAUGCCCUUUUGUUUCAAGCAAUGCGGUAUUGUUUUAGCUACUUUGGUUUUAAUAAUAAGCAGCAUUUUAUCGCGACUUGCUUGUCACUUUCUGAUUAAGUCAGCUGUAAUGUCAAGAAGACGAAACUUUGAACUUUUGGCUUUUCAUGCAUUUGGUCAUAUGGGAAAAUUUUUAGUGGAACUAUUUAUCAUUGGCUUCCUUGUUGGAACAUGUAUUGCUUUUUUUGUUGUUAUGGGCGAUUUAGGUCCACAAAUUGUUGGGAAAGUGAUAGAUAAAAAUCCAGAAGAUAUCAGAACUAGUUUACUCGUAACAACAAGUGUUUUUAUAGUUCUACCUUUAGGAUUACUUAGAAAUAUCGACAGUUUAUCUAGUCUCUGUACUGCUACCAUCAUUUUCUAUCUUUGUCUUGUAUUGAAGAUAGUAGCAGAAUCUAUGCAGCAUAUUUUUGCUGGAGAUUGGUAUGACCAUGUAUAUUAUUGGAAACCAUCCGGUAUACUUCAGUGUGUACCUAUAUUUUCCAUGGCCUUAUUCUGUCAAACUCAGUUAUUCGAAAUAUAUGAAACUAUUCCAAAUGUGUCCUUGGAAAAAAUGAACGAAGUUGUACGAGGUGCAUUAAAUAUAUGUACAAUCGUGUAUUUAUGCGUCGGAUUUUUUGGUUACAUAGCAUUUUGCACGCAACCUUUUACAGGUAAUAUACUGAUGAGUUUUGAACCCAGCUUGUCAUCUGAAAUGAUUAAAAUGGGAUUUGUGUUUUCCAUCGCAUUUAGCUUCCCCUUAGUCAUUUUUCCAUGUCGUGCAAGCUUAAAUUCUCUUUUAUUUCGCAGGGUUUACACUCAUGAACCUUCUAUCAAUUAUUUACCGGAAACAAGAUUUAGAUGUCUUACCGUUACGAUCGUGAUUGUUUCCCUAAUCACUGGAAUUUUAAUACCAAAUAUUGAAUUUGUUCUUGGUUUGGUAGGAUCUACGAUCGGUGUAAUGAUAUGCUUGAUAUUUCCGGCAAUAUUCUUCAUAUCUAUCAGUAGCAAACAUACUAACGAAAGAUUAUUAGCACAAGCAAUUUUAUUUAUUGGUAUUUGUAUCAUGAUUUUGAGUACAUAUGCAAAUUUAUAUGCAUUAGAAGAAUCUACUAGUACAAAAGUAUUAAUAGCCACCAAUAAACCUUUCAAUCAAAUUAAUAAUUUACCAUUAAAUUUGAACAAGGAUGAUAUCAACGCAAUGGCAAAUGUACCUAAUAAUCCUGAACUUCUUCCAAAUAUGAUAAAAGAGAAAGCAGAUCACUUAUCGGAUUUGGAUAUUAUUGACAAAUCAUUGCAGCUAAAGGCAAACGAUAUACGACAAGAACCACCGAUUCCAGUUGAGCGUAUAAUUGUGACGGAAAAGACAGCAGUAGAAACAGAAAAAUCUGUUGGAAAUUUAGUAAUCACUUUUGCUCCAAUGAUUAAGAACAUCGUAGAAGAGAUAAAAACGUUGGAUGAAAGUUUUCAGAAGAAAUCGGGGAUGUUAAUGAAAAAUGAUAUCGCAUCCACGGCAGAAUCUAUCAUUCCAAACACAGAAGAAAGAAAUACGGAAAUGAAAGAACAUUUUAUAGAUAUUCAAAAAAAUGAUAAUCUUAUCAAUUCUGAUGCAAUUAAAAAAGAAGAAUCAGAGUUAGCUGCGGACGCAGAAGCUGCUAACAUAAUGGCUGCCGAGAGACACGAAAAACUGAGAAAAACUUUGGAAAAACACAAGCAAGAACAAUUGCAAAUGAUACAAGAACAAAAGGAAAUAUUAAAGGAUUUAAAAGAACAGAAACAAGAAAUUGAAAGACAAAAGCAAAAAAUACUGAAAGAUACAGCAGAAGAGCCAAAGGAAAAUGAGGAGAAAUUGAAAAUUUCCAAUGUCCGAAAGCCGGUUUCGCACAUAAAAAGGAAUUUUACGGGCUUAAGUAGUAAUAACGAAAGACAAUCUUUAAACAGAAAUAAGGAAAUCAACUCCGGUAGAAUUUCUCAGGCAGAAUUUCAGGGGGUAAAAUUAAACGAACAGUUUAAAGACGCGUAUAAUGAAAAUUUUGAAAGUAAAAUUUCAGAAAGUAAGGAUGAAUUACGCGUUCCUGCAAAAGCUAAAAAUAUAAGUAAGAAACAAAGCAUUUCACUGAUCUUAAACGAAAGUUCUGUCCUUACCAAAGACAUAAAUAAUAAAAGAAUCAAUAACGACAUAAACGAUGAGAAGAAAACGAAAGAAUUAAGGGUGGGAGUAAGUAAUUCAAACGAAUUACCGCAGGGACCUAUUUUGAAUGCUUUGACAAAACGGAUGUCACAAAAGUCCGUUUCUCCUAACGAAUUAAAUAAUAAUAAAGAAAAUGAUAAAGCUGCGGACAGAACCAAAGGAAUAUCACAGAAUAUGGCUCCGAAUUCGCAGGAUAAAACAAAUUGGAAGACUGAGAAUCAAGACACGCAAUACGAAUAUUCGUUGCCUAUUGCAUUGCAAAUGCGAAAUCAGUCGAAUAUCGAUAGUGCGUUUGUUUUAUCGGUAAAUAAAUCGAAGGAAAACGUCCAGAUAAUUCACAGAGACAUAUUGGAGAAUCAUGAACGCGAGAAACGAGAAACCGAUACGAUUAAUGGAACUAAUACCAAAGUUAUAAGUGAUAUAUCAAAUAUUAACAAUGACGGUUCGACGAAGAAUUUCUCUGUCAAAGAUGAUGAUCGGGAAAAGUGUUCGAAAAGAAACGAUCAUACGAAUGAAAACUUAACGAGUGAAUCGAAAGAAAAAUUAAACGAAACGCCGAUUAAAAAGGAUGUAGUCGAUGCAUCGUUGAUUAAAACCAACGUGUACUUGUCAGAACAAGAAUUUGCAAAUACAGUUUCAAUAGAUUCGAAUAUUCUUGUAAGAGGAGAGUAUGCAAAGUUAAAGCAAAGGGACUUAAAAUCUAUGGAUACCGAUGAAGAUUACAAUAUUUAAGAUUCAGGAGACCUGAUUAGGAAUAAAUGAAUAAGAUGUAUAAUAUGUCUGCGAAAAUUUAAUUUUAUAAAUAUUAAUUAACUAUUAGUUGUAAUA